This is a messenger RNA of Pleuronectes platessa (European plaice), 1659 nucleotides long. It is a transcript of the gene cabp5b, whose product is annotated as calcium binding protein 5b. NCBI's taxonomy places the organism in Eukaryota, Metazoa, Chordata, Actinopteri, Pleuronectiformes, Pleuronectidae. Gene Ontology annotation, molecular function: calcium ion binding. The record is from RefSeq and is a predicted model, not a curated record. The coding region runs from base 192 to 701 and encodes 169 amino acids. The transcript is spliced from 6 exons.
CAUAAGAGACUCAUCCCGCCUCUCUGGCAUACACAGAUCACCACUGGUCACGAGUUACACACACACACACGCUUGCACCACAAACAGAGACCAAAUGAUUCAGUAAAAUAUUGCACAGUGAGUUUAAUAUUUUCGUCAAGAAGGGACUUCACGAACACAAGUGGCUCGGGAUCUCGACGAAGGCCGUCAUCAUGAGUGUUAAACAAGCCUGCAUCUUUCUCAAAGGAGCACCGAGGAGAACAAGAGUUUUGACGCAAGACGAGAUAGAAGAGUUGCGUGAAGCUUUUGUAGAGUUUGACAAAGACAAGGACGGUUUCAUCAGCUGUAAAGACCUGGGCAACCUGAUGAGAACCAUGGGUUACAUGCCCACGGAGAUGGAGCUGAUAGAACUGAGCCAGAACAUCAACAUGAAUCUAGGGGGACGGGUGGACUUUGAGGAUUUUGUGGAACUAAUGACCCCAAAGCUUCUGGCUGAAACUGCCGGGAUGAUUGGGCUGAAGGAACUGAAAGACGCCUUCAGAGAGUUCGAUAUGGAUGGGGACGGCAGCAUCACGUCCGAGGAGCUGAGACACGCCAUGGUGAAGCUACUGGGCGAACAGACCAGCAAGAAUGAAAUUGACGCUGUGGUCAGAGAAGCUGACAACAACGGCGAUGGAACAGUUGACUUUGAGGAGUUUGUGAAAAUGAUGUCGCAGAAAUGAGGUCGACGGACAGCGUGGGAAUGAAGAGGAUCCAUUUUUAUUGAAUUGUUGUUCAUUUUCCUGGGAUUUUAGAGGCGCCUGCUUUAUAUGUGAUCCUGUUCAUUCAUCUUAAAUGAUCAAAGUUUAGCUCUUAUGUUUCAAGUUGAUGAAAAUAGAAUUACUUCGUUUGAGUAAUUUAUAACCAAAUACUCAAAUAUACAAAUUAAUCGUGGGCAGUCGUAAGGAAAGUGGUUAGUGAUUAUAUCUGAUUACUGUAGUACUAGCUGGAGUAUUUAUUAUUGUCCCUAGAUCGUCUAUACUGCAUAUAUAGGCCACGUGUCUUAUUAAACACAACUUAACUAAACAUAGAUAAAUGAAAUACUGUGUAUACCAAGCAGAUUUAUAAUAAUAGAAGUCAUAAUAAGCAGAAAUGUAUUUUUCGGCCAAUCUGUUCGUGUGACAUCUUUUAAUGAAAAUAAUCCCUCUGAUGUUGCUAAAGCUGUUGCGUAAUAAAAGAACAACAUAUAAAAAAAAAAUUGAUACAAUGACUUUGUGAUGAAUAUGUAUAAUAUGAACAAGGUGACGACCGACAGCUGCUGGGGAAAAAAAUGAAAUAUAGCUUGACCACAAGAUAUAAAACGACGUAUUGCUUCAUUAAAUUAAUAAAUUUCUAAGAUUCAACAUAGUAAUAUUAUGUUUGCGCCCUUUAAAUCCUCCACACCUCAUUUUGAGCCAGUGUCGGACAAAUCAUACAUCAUGCGUUAACAUGGAGCACAUACAACUAAACAAUCUCAGGAAUAAUCUGUCUCAUGGGAUGGAUUAGUUCAGCCGGUGUAAUCCUCAUCAUGGGACCCUCAUCUGAGCAGAUGGCAGAUAAGACAAAAAGCGACAGACUAAUUCUCAUCUGCUGACUGAACGCAAAAAAGGGUUAUGGGACCCACAAUGCAUUUCUCCCCUUACUAUGCUGUAGUGCGUUUAA